Motacilla alba alba is the source of this 2436-nucleotide messenger RNA. RefSeq names its product deoxyribose-phosphate aldolase (gene DERA). The coding region runs from base 94 to 1050 and encodes 318 amino acids. Gene Ontology annotation, molecular function: deoxyribose-phosphate aldolase activity. The record is from RefSeq and is a predicted model, not a curated record. The transcript has 9 exons. NCBI's taxonomy places the organism in Eukaryota, Metazoa, Chordata, Aves, Passeriformes, Motacillidae. Gene Ontology annotation, cellular component: cytoplasm. Gene Ontology annotation, biological process: deoxyribonucleotide catabolic process; carbohydrate catabolic process.
GCUUCCUGCCCGUGCGGGGCGGGCCCGCCGGGGCCGGGGCCUGCCCGCAGCCCCGCCCGGCCGGGCCGCGGGGCGGAGAGGAGAGCACGGGCCAUGGCGGGGCGAAACCCGGGCACCGAGCUGGAACUUGGCUGGAUCUCAAAAGUGCAUGUGAAUCGACCUGCAGUGGUGAGGCAUGCAGAACAAAUUAAAAAAUGGAAAACUCUGAAAGGUAAUUGGCAAGCAGCUUGGCUGCUGAAAGCUGUCACCUGCAUAGACCUCACCACCCUCUCGGGCGAUGACACUCCUUCAAACGUUCAAAGGCUGUGUUUUAAAGCAAAGCACCCUAUCAGAGAGGAUCUGCUCAAAGCCUUGGACAUGCACGAUAAAGGUAUCACUGUUGGAGCAGUUUGUGUGUAUCCCGCAAGAGUCUCUGAUGCUGUGAACACCCUCAAAGCUGCUCGUUGUAACAUACCAGUGGCUUCAGUGGCUGCUGGGUUUCCAUCUGGACAAACUCCUCUGGAGACCAAACUGGCUGAAAUAAGGCUGGCAGUGGAAUAUGGGGCCCGAGAGAUUGACAUUGUCAUUAGCAGGAGUCUGGUGCUGACUGGCCAGUGGGAAAGUCUGUACGAGGAGAUCCGCCUGUGCCGUGCAGCCUGUGGAGAAGCUCACAUGAAAACAAUCCUGGCUACAGGUGAACUGGGCUCCCUUGCCAACGUCUACAAAGCCAGUAUGAUAGCUAUGAUGGCAGGUUCUGAUUUCAUAAAGACAUCUACAGGAAAGGAGGUGGAAAAUGCGACCUUUCCCGUCGGCAUAGUCAUGAUGCGAGCCAUUAAGGAGUACUACUGGCAAACUGGCUACAAGGUUGGAUUUAAACCUGCAGGGGGCAUUAGGACAGCCAAGGAAGCCAUUACUUGGCUCAUGCUGGUGAAGGAGGAGCUGGGAGUGGAGUGGCUGACGCCAGAGCUCUUCCGCCUGGGUGCCAGUAGUUUACUGGGAGACAUUGAGCAACAGAUUUUCUACCAUGUGACUGGCUCUUACCCACUUCAGCAUGAACUGGCAAUGGCUUAGACAAAAAACCAACUCAGGAUUACUUUUACAAAAGAGGUCUUUAAGCAAACAGCAUUCAGAAUUCUUCUGACAACCAAGUGCAUAUGAUAGAAUUAAAGGCCUAAUUCUCCCUUCUUCAUAGCUCAUGGUAUUUAAAAAUAUGCUCAAGUCUGCUGGUUGUACUUGAUCCAAAAGCAGGAAAAAAGUGGCAUUUCUGAAAUAGUUAAAUAGUUAAUACAUACAGAUUUGCAAAGUUAAUCUUGCAAAGUUCCUCAGACCAGCCUGAAAAGCUUAUUAAUGGCAACACUGAAAUACUAUGAAAAAGAUUUAGGUGGCCUGGUAACACUUUGCAUUCUCAGAAUAUGAAAUAUGUAUGGAAUGCUUCAGAUUGCUAAUUAAGAGCUACUGAUCUUGGAACAGAUUUCCAUUCACCUCAGACAAAAUCUUCUGGCACAGAUGUGUUGCACUAUUAAUUCUUCUGUUGAUUCAGUCUCAGGCACUGUAAGGGGAAAGAAGAAUGAAACUUGGCUAUUAUUUCUCUUUUAUCAAAUGUCUUCUGUAGAAGAAGAAAAAAAAAAAGGCAACCUCUUUUUUAUUUUUUCUAUUUUCCCCCCCAAACUUGGGCACAGACAUCCAUAUUUAGACCCUUGAAUAAAAGUGACUUGAUUUCUAGAACAGCUGAGUAUCCACAGUUGCUCCUGAAGUUAAUGGGAGCUCUGGGUGAUCAGAACAACUGAAAAUCAAGCAGUCUCUAUAUAGGUGCCUAACUAUGCAUUCAGGGGCCUAUUUUUAGGCAUUUCACUCUUAAAAUUUUAGUCUAACUUGCUUAGAAGCUCCAAUUCCUGUCUCCUGUCAUUUUAAAACACAUUCAUGCAAAUCUUUCCAUUUUAAUGUAGGGGGGCUGACUGUCAGUUUGCAGGUGUCGCUGCUAGGCUGGCUGAACUUCAACUUUGCCAUUCCAAAAGAAAUACAUGAAUUUAAAAGAUGAUCUGAAUUGUGUCCUAUACGGGGCUUAAUGCUUUAAUAUUAUUAAAAAAAAAGUGCUUUUUUUUCAGAGCACAUUAAGAACAAUACCCAAAUCACCAACACCUUUUGAAUAUCAGACUGGAGCUGGUAGAUUCAUUUUAUCAGAACUGCAUUCUGCUCACUAACCAGAGUUGUACUAAAAACUUAAUUAUCUUAUCAUCAUGACUAGUCUCACUGACUUAAGUAGGUCUCAUCAUGGAAGUAAGAGGAGGAGGAGGAUUUUGCAGUAAAUCAAGCUACAAGAUGCAUUUAUUACAAAGAGAUUUAUUAGAAAGAUAAUAACUCUGUUAUUUAUCUGGCUAUACCACCUGAAUCACUGGAGUGCUACAAAAAAAAAAAAAACCUUGGACAGAUAGGAAAGCUGAUUAGGGGAAAAAAAAA